This is a messenger RNA of Colletotrichum aenigma, 324 nucleotides long. Its product is annotated as putative amino-acid permease. Lineage: Eukaryota; Fungi; Ascomycota; Sordariomycetes; Glomerellales; Glomerellaceae. The transcript has a single exon. The record is from RefSeq and is a predicted model, not a curated record. Bases 1 to 324 code for a protein of 107 amino acids.
AUGUCGAAAAUCAGCCACUCAGACGAAACGGAUGCCGCUCUCAGCGAGAAGAAAUCUCAAAUCAACGACGAUAAUAUCCAACUUCAGCAACUUGGCCUAGAGCCGUCAGAGCUCCGCCGCAAUUUCAACAUUUGGUCGCUCGCAUUCAUGUCGUUCUGCUCCAGUAUCACCUGGGAGGCAAUCUCGUCCACAAUGGCCCAGGGUCUGAUGUCAGGAGGCAAUUCAAGUUUGGUAUGGGGCUUCGUGGCAAGCAGCCUCGGUGCUCUCCUGACUGUCCUUUGCAUCGCAGAGUACUCCAGCAUGAUUCCGACGGCAGGCGGCUAA